AGAAAGAAAAGAGGUACUAAAAGUAAAAGAGAACGGCAUAUUAAAGUAACAUCGGAAGAAUCUGACCGCGAAUAUGAAAGGGAAUUACCAAAGUCAAACAAAGCAAAAAAGAGAAAGAAAAAGGCAAAAAAGAAAUCCCAGAGAGACGAGAUUUCGAGUGAUGAUCUAGACCAUCAAUACACAAGUCAGAGAAGUAAGAGAUAUAAGAGAAAACCACAGGUGUUUGAAAGUGACAAUGACUCUUCUGCCACAAGUAGUGAAGAAGAAAUAGUAAGUCAUACUGAUACAAGAAGAAAACAAGGCAAGGCGAAACCAUCUGCUAAAUAUGCAGAACAGUCAAAGUCAAUCCAAAGAAAGGAAUGGCAAGCACAACAGGGAGGGAAAGAACGAGUUCCACGAAAGUAUAAAAAAGGUCGAGAUAGAGCACAUCUUGAUAGAGAAGUUGGUAAAAUGUCUCGCCAUAAACAAAAAGAAGUGAAAUCAGAAUCGGAAUCUGAAGAGGACUCGGCCUCUACCAGUGAUGAGGGUGAGUCUUCCGAACCAAAACAGAAGACAAUAUCAACUCCAUUACCCAGUGGGGAGGUAACUGAAGAGAGAGUUAUUAAAAGGAAAACCACUGGAGGAAAAGGAAUGAAACUUGUAUUGAAGCACGCCGAAGAAUACGAAGUAAGUGAAGACACGAACCAAUCCAAACAUCAAAAUGAAGGUAAACGAAGGAAAAAAGAUAGGGUUAAAAAGGGGGAAAUGAAGGAAGGGAGAAAGAUAACUAGCUCUAGUUCCUCUGAAACUGACGAGUCUUCACCCGAGUGCGACGUAGGCAGAAUUUUAUCCGAAUCCGAGAAUAAAAAACUUGUAAAGGUUUUUAAGUGUAAUUACGGCAAACUCUGCUAUGCAAUCAAAGAUCCAAACGCAACUGCCGUUCAACUGCAAGCGAAACGUCUGCUGUCACGUUCUAAACUGAAAAAUGUACUAAUAUCUCCCGAAUCCCAACAAGUGAAGGCCAUUGCUUUAGUUCAUGCUCUUUACCGGAAAAUUAAGUCCCGUCCCGAAAAGUUAUUCACCGUCAGUGAAGUGUGUUUGCACAACGAAUCUCUACAAGAAGUAGGAACAGAGAUGUCAAUAGAAAUUGGAAAAGUUUGUCCUGACCGGCAGGCCUCAGUUUUUAGUCCUCCUGAAAUACUACCAACUGCUGAGUCAGAUACAGGUGAAACACCAGCAAAGAAAAUGCAGCAACCAUUACCUAUCGCUUCCUUCAGUGAAGCCAGCAGUAUAUCAUCAUCUGUAAAAGUGAGUAUGUCAAUACCACAGUUAGGCCCCAGUCCAGUAUUGACAAAGUAUAAGGAAUAUCUGAAAGCAUGCUAUGCUGCUAAACCCCUUGCUCCGUCAGACAAGUAUCUCCCCACUCUCGAUGCCCCGUACAUCAACCUAGCCAUGGUUGGUAGGGAAAGCUAUAAUCCUGAGCAAAGAGAUGAGUUUACUAGACAAACA
Messenger RNA from Geodia barretti, 1488 nucleotides. The record is from the annotation of a GenBank genome assembly. Lineage: Eukaryota; Metazoa; Porifera; Demospongiae; Tetractinellida; Geodiidae.